Molecule: messenger RNA, 1203 nt
Organism: Vittaforma corneae ATCC 50505
Lineage: Eukaryota; Fungi; Microsporidia; Nosematidae
Exons: 1
Coding region: 1-1203 (400 amino acids)
Source: RefSeq, a predicted model, not a curated record
AUGCAAGAAAAUGACAGCUUGAUGGAACACAUACUAGAAAUACUGAUUAAGAGCAGUCUAUAUAUUGGAGAAGUUAUUGAUAAAAUCGUACCAUCCGACUGGAUACUCGGGUGUAUAUGGAGGAAUAGAAGAUACAUAGCACAAGGUAAGGAAUGGACACACUCUGUCUCAAAGAUGCUGGCAGGAAUGGGGGCUACCAAAAUGCCUGAAAUGUACAUUACACUUGUCUCUGAGUUUUGUGAUACAAUUCCAAAGCUAGUCUUUAAGCUCGAAGAUGAGCACAUUAGCAUGCAUUUGGCCAAAAUGUUUGUUGUGAUGAUGCACAAGGGUGUGAUUACUACUGCACAAUGCAGUAACUACCUGAAAAACAUUCAAAAGAAGUGUGCAAUGCUUGGAAGACUUGACAUAGUCCUGAGUGGUCUGGAAUGGAUAGAUCCCGAAGAUAUUAUCUGCAAUGGUCAGAUGGAUGGUGAGGCCAGCGAAGCUGUGCACGUUGGUAAGUGCACUGAGGUAGAUUUUGAGCUAGCAAAGCAUCUCUCCAGCACUGAUAGACCUGACUCACAAAGUAGCAAUGGCAUCGAUCUGGCCAGUCAGAAAAUGAUACAUCCAAGCAUAAUGCUGGAAAACUUUAGCAAGCCUGAUGCCUGUGGACUUAUCAAGGAUGCAUGCAAAGAUGCAUCGGUGGAUGGCAGUAGUGCCAUUGAAGCAUUUCCCUUUUUCCUUGACUUUCCAAGCUUCAAGGGAAUUCUGGAGAUCGAAGCUAACAAGCUGGUUUUGGCAGUUGAUAUUUUGGAAAAAACAGAGCUGUUGAGAUAUUCAAUUGAAUUUAGUUCAACCAUCCAACACGAAGACGAGAUUAGUCUCGAGGGCAAGUACACUCUUUUUGAACUUACUGUGGAUUUGAUUGGCAGGAGAUAUACAGUUGAAAUAGGUAAUCACAAAUACCAUGGUGUGUUUGGGUUGCAGUGCCUGGUUAAACCACAGGCCCUUACUUUCCAGCAGUUUGAAGAAGCAUGCAAGAGGGCAGAAAAUAGCAUAGGCAUUGAUAUUAAAACCAUUGAACAGCUAGAUCUUUACAGAAUUGAUUCUCAAAGAUUUGCAGGAUGCAUUCUUGGAUACAAAGUGCUAAUUAGGAAGAAAAGCGGUGGCGCCGAGCUGAAGGGAGAUGGCUUUGUCACCAACGUGUUUGGACCUUCUAAGUAA